AUGAAUGAGGGAACCCUGAAAUCUCAAAAACUGCUCGCUAAACUCGCAAUUAAAUACAUCACCGUCCAAUCAGCUUUCUACGGCAGAACAGACCCCGCCCACUCACCUCAGUGCCCAAACCCUUAUAGCAGUGCUGGACCACGCUCAGUGCAUGACAUCACUUCCUGUCAUGUGUCCACAUCCUUGCAGAAGAUGCUGGAUGAAUGUGAGGACAGGAGGAGAUGUCAUGUUCUUGUCAACAGUCGUUUGUUUGGGACGGACCCCUGUCCCACCGUCAGCAAAUACCUCAGUGUGCGGUACAAGUGCAGGCCGAGUGAGUAUAAGAGUAAAGUGGUGUGUGAAGGCGAGCGCUUGCGGUUGGGCUGUAAGACAGGGAUGCAAAUCGCGGUUUAUUCGGCUAUGUUUGGCCGCACACAGCAGGGAACGCUGGAAUGUCCUCCACACCACCGGAGGGCACCGUCUGUCGACUGCUCGUCAGAUGUGGCUCUGCAGGUGAUGACAUCACGUUGCCAGGGGAAACGCUCUUGUGUGGUCCGCGCCUCGACACAAGAGUUCGGCGACCCCUGUUACCGCGGCACCCGCAAAUACCUUAGCAUCAUACACACCUGCGGGUUUCUGGUUCCUGUCAGUCCAAAAGCCACCUCCAGACCAGACAUCAGAACCAUUCAUCUAGUGCUGGAGUGUUUGAGAGAGAGCACGGCAUGCUGGGAUAUCGGCAGUGUGAGGGCAGCACAUGUGAAGUGCGACUUGUUCAAUGGGUCAGUCGGGGUGCGGUUGAGGUCAGAGGUCAUCUGCAUAGCUGCGGAUCAGCCAAUAGGAGGCCAGCAGGCUUCAGUCCAGCACUGA
This is a messenger RNA of Sinocyclocheilus rhinocerous, 846 nucleotides long. Its product is annotated as protein eva-1 homolog C-like. Gene Ontology annotation, molecular function: carbohydrate binding. Bases 1 to 846 code for a protein of 281 amino acids. The record is from RefSeq and is a predicted model, not a curated record. Lineage: Eukaryota; Metazoa; Chordata; Actinopteri; Cypriniformes; Cyprinidae. The transcript is spliced from 6 exons.